This is a messenger RNA of Thlaspi arvense, 6113 nucleotides long. The record is from the annotation of a GenBank genome assembly. NCBI's taxonomy places the organism in Eukaryota, Viridiplantae, Streptophyta, Magnoliopsida, Brassicales, Brassicaceae.
UAGAAAUUGACAACCACGCGCCGAUUUCACCAUCUCUAUAAUCUUUAGACCCAAGAAAGAAAAGAAAAAUCAAAAGUUCACACAUCUUCUUCUUCACUUUACCAAAUCGUAUCCCGAUCUUAGGGUUUUUCAGUAUCUGAGAAUUUUUAUUGUUUUUCUUCUUGAUACCUUCGAAUCCCAUCUCCGAUUAUAUAAAAAAAAAUCUGGGCUUUUCAUAUUCGUAUCUUGGAAUCUUCGAUAUUGGGUUCUUCUCCUCCCGAUUCGUCAAAAGCUCGCAUCUAUGAAUCAGAAUAUUGAAGUAUUAUCGCUGGAUUCACUUCCAGUGGGAUUAAGAUUCCGUCCAACGGACGAGGAGCUAGUCCGUUUCUAUCUCCGGAGGAAAAUCAACGGCCACGAUGACGACGUCAAAGCCAUCCGAGAGAUCGAUAUCUGCAAAUGGGAACCUUGGGAUUUACCUGAUUUCUCUGUGAUCAAAACAAAAGACUCAGAGUGGCUCUUCUUCUGUCCGUUGGACCGGAAGUACCCGAACGGAAGUAGACAGAACCGAGCAACAAUCAAAGGCUACUGGAAGGCGACAGGGAAAGACAGAAAGAUAAAAUCCGGCAGGAACAACAUCAUCGGAGUGAAGAGAACUCUGGUUUUCCACUCUGGUCGUGCUCCCAAGGGAUUAAGAACCAAUUGGGUUAUGCACGAGUAUCGAGCCACAGAGGAGGACCUGAGUGGCAUCAAUCCAGGCCAGAGUCCGUUUGUCAUAUGCAAAUUGUUCAAGAAGCAAGAACUGAGCUUACCGGAGGAAGAUUCCAAGUUGGAUGAAGCUGUUUCGUCUCCAACUGUUGGUACAUCUUCAGCGGAUGAUACCAAGUCUGAGGUAUCAAUGGUCGUUAAAACAGAAGACGUGAAGCGUUAUGACAUUGCGGAAUCUUCUCUUGUAGUCUCCGGCGAGCCUCAUGGGGCUACUACGACGGCCGAGCUUGGAGAUCUCGACUGGCUCUCUUUUCCGGAGCUGGAGCCUCUGGAUUACAAGAUUUUCUCUCCAUUACACUCUCAAGUCCAAUCCGAGCUCGGAUGCUCUCUCAACGCGUUUCAGUCUGGUUCGAGUGACUUUUCAGGGAACUACAACAACAGCUUCUGCCAGAUUCAGACUCAGUACGGUACAAAUGAAGUAGAUACAUAUAUAUCCGACUUUCUCGACUCGGUUCUUGAUUCCACAGAGGAAGCUCCAGAGAAGCAAAAUUUUGUUUUGCAAUCUGGGUUCGACGGUGCAGCGCCGGAUCAGAUUGCGCCAUCGUAUCAACAGAGAUCUGCAGGUGACAUGAGCAAUGAUGUUUCAAGAACAGGUAUCAAGUUACAGUCUCGGCGGGAACAACAACCCUCAGGCUAUACCACUGGCUCCAUUAUGCAUGGAGACGCCUCGAAAAGGCUGCGUCUGCAAACUAUCAAGAGAGAGGUUGAUGAUGAUGAUACGGUCCGAGGAACCAUGAAGAAGGGAAAGCUAAUGAGAUCAAAGAACAAAACCGGAUUCUUGUUUAGAAAGGUUAUGUCCGUGAAAUGCUCAUACGGAGGACUUCUUAGGGCGGCCGUAGUUGCGGUCUUGUUCUUGAUGUCAGUCUGCAGUCUAACCGCAGAUUUCCGAGGUUCCGUUAUGAUCUGAAAACUGAAACCUUAUUGUGUAUAUAUAGUGACUGAACCGGGUUUUUUUUUGUUGUUGUUGGGGUGUUGGUUCGACUUUGACCGUAUCCGGGGCCAGUUUAUGAGGCUAUCUGUGUUAUAUAGAUGUAUAACUUUUAUGGCGAGAGGUGAAACUCUACUUACUUCUUUCGACUUUAGUAGGGUUGUUCUGAUAUGAUCAAGGUUUAUUGUUUUAACAAGCAUUUUUCACUACGACAAUGAAAUAACAAAGAGAAGAACAAAAACUUGAUUGAUAAGAAAAAAAGAAGAAGUCACAACAGUCGAUCAAGUAAAAACUUCCCUUUCCAUAAACAAAGGGCCCAUCUUUAAAAGCCCAUUAAGAAGCGUCUGAUCACACAAGUUUAGCACAACACUCUCUCUACUCAAAGGGAGAAGACGAUGGUUUGAUGGUUUUAAGCUAUGGCGAUUUCCGUGGAGUAUUAUACUAAACCCGUACUCGCCUUGUCUCUUUCCUUCUCCGCGUUGCUUCCAUGUCGCCGUCUCUUGCGAUCUCACUGCCACUUUUAGAUUGAAGAUCUCUCACUGUGUAAGUCUCCAGUGUCUCGUCGCAGACUUUGGAGAAUGGGGUCAGAGGGAAAGAUGAAGAACUCGGUCGUGACACAAGUAAGCAUUGGUGGAUUUGGGGAGUCCACUACUGCAAAAGAACUUACAGAUUACCUUGAAGAUGCAGUAGGGCUCAUUUGGCGAUGCAGAUUGAAGACUUCUUGGACUCCUCCUGGGUCUUAUCCUAAUUUUGAGAUCGCGGACACUUCAAAUAUCCCCAGGUUUGAUGAUUACAAGAGAGUGGAGCCUCAUGCCUUUGUCCAUUUCGCAGUUCCUGAAUCAGAAGCUCUUGCCAUGGAUGCUGCGGGGCAAUCCAAGCUCAUCCUCGAUGGCCAGCCGUUAAAGGUCAGCUUGGGGCCUAAGAACCCUUAUACCCUGAACCAAAGACGAAGGACGGCCACACCGUAUAAGUUGAGUGGUGUUUCAGUUGAGAUUGGGACCUUGGUUUCUCGGGGUGAGUUUUUUGUUUCUUGGAGAGCUGAAGGAGUCGAUUUUCUCGUGGACCCUUUUGACAACACCUGCAGAUUUUGCUUCACGAAGAGCACUGCCUUCUCUUUGAAGGAUACGAUGAUGCAUGCUGUGAUAAACUGUGAUUACAAGUUGGAGUUUUUGGUGAGAGACAUACGCUCAGUCAGGCACUAUAGAGCUUUGGAUGGCUUUGUGCUGCUUUUGCAGCUGGCUUCGUCACCCCGAGUCUGGUACAGAACGGCGGAUGACGAUAUAUAUGAAACCGUCCCUGUUGAUCUCUUGGAUGAUGAUGAUCCUUGGAUCCGUACUACGGAUUUUACUCAAGCCGGGGCAAUUGGUCGAUGCCUGUCAUACCGAAUCCUCAUAUCUUCUCGGUAUGAGAAGAAGUUGAAAACAGCCUUAGAUUAUCUAAGGACGCGGAGGGUGCAAGAGGAACGUGUGAGGUUGCCUCUCAGGAUUCAUGAUGAGCGUUUUGGGGAGCCUGCUUCAGAGCACUUCUUCUGCAUUCAUCUCAAGGAAGGGAUCUCCUUUGAGAUCAUGUUCCUCGUAAAUUCGGUGCUGCACAGGGGUGUUUUCAACCAGUUUCAGUUGACCGAGCGUUUCUUUGAUCUUCUCAGAAACCAACCCAAGGAUGUCAAUGUAGCUUCUCUCAAGCAUCUCUGUACCUAUAAACGACCUGUUUUUGAUGCGUACAAGAGGUUGAAGCUUGUUCAAGAAUGGAUUCAGAGAAAUCCAAAGCUUUUAGGGACUCAUGAACAGUCAGAGGAUAUCUCUGAGAUCAGAAGGCUAGUGAUUACUCCAACCAGAGCUUAUUGCCUUCCCCCAGAGGUUGAGCUCUCCAACAGGGUACUCAGAAGAUACAGAGCCGUGUCUGAGAGGUUUCUGCGAGUAACUUUCAUGGACGAAAGCAUGCAGACCAUGAAUUCAAAUGUUCUCUCUUACUUUGUUGCUCCGAUUGUGAAGGAUCUGACAUCAAGCUCUUUCUCUCAGAAGACCCACGUUUUCAAAAGAGUAAAGACCAUAUUAACCGAUGGGUUUAAACUAUGUGGUAGAAAGUACAGUUUUCUAGCAUUCUCAGCCAAUCAACUGAGAGACCGCUCUGCAUGGUUUUUUGCCGAAGACGGGAAAACAAGAGUGUCAGAUAUAAAGACAUGGAUGGGGAAGUUCAAAGACAAGAAUGUGGCAAAAUGUGCUGCUAGGAUGGGCCUGUGCUUCUCCUCAACAUACGCCACUGUAGAUGUCAUGCCUCACGAGGUUAACACCGAGCUUCCUGAUAUUGAGAGGAAUAAUUAUACUUUCUCUGAUGGGAUUGGUACAAUCACGCCUGACCUCGCUGUCGAAGUAAUGGAGAAACUUAAGUUCGAUGUUCACUGCACACCGUGUGCUUAUCAGAUCCGUUACGCAGGUUUCAAAGGAGUUGUUGCUCGUUGGCCAUCAAAAGGUGAUGGAAUCCGGUUAGCUCUUCGAAACAGUAUGCGCAAGUUCCAUUCUAAGCAUACCAUCUUGGAGAUCUGUUCCUGGACCAGGUUUCAACCUGGCUUCUUAAACCGGCAGAUAAUUACCCUCCUCUCUGUACUAGGCGUUCCGGAUGAAAUAUUCUGGGUUAUGCAGGAAUCCAUGCUCGGUAAACUGAACCGCAUCCUUGAUGAUACGGAUGUGGCUUUUGAAGUUCUCACAGCAUCAUGUGCCGAACAAGGAAAUACUGCAGCUAUCAUGCUAAGUGCAGGGUUCAAACCGAAAACUGAGCCACAUCUGAGAGGAAUGUUGUCUUCAGUCAGAAUUGCACAACUGUGGGGUCUCAGGGAAAAGUCUCGUAUUUUUGUUACUUCAGGAAGGUGGCUAAUGGGCUGCCUAGACGAAGCAGGGGUACUUGAGCAGGGCCAGUGCUUUAUCCAAGUCUCAAAACCGUCUAUAGAAAAUUGUUUCUCCAAACAUGGGUCUCGUUUUAGGGAGACAAAGACAGAUCUGCAAGUAGUCAAAGGCUAUGUAGCCAUUGCUAAGAAUCCUUGUCUUCACCCAGGGGAUGUAAGGAUUCUGGAAGCUGUUGAUGUACCUGAGUUGCAUCACAUGUAUGACUGCCUUAUCUUCCCUCAGAAAGGCGAUAGGCCCCAUACAAACGAAGCUUCUGGCAGUGACCUUGACGGGGAUCUCUACUUUGUGGCUUGGGAUCAGAAACUCAUCCCUCCCAGCAGAAGAAGCUGGCCUGCAAUGCAGUAUGAUGCAGCAGAAGAUAAGAAUUUGAGCCGUUCCGUCAACCACCAGGACAUAAUAGAAUUCUUUGUUAAAAACAUGGCGAAUGAGCAUUUGGGUACAAUCUGCAAUGCACACGUUGUUCAUGCUGACAGAAGUGAGUAUGGAGCCAUGGACGAAGAAUGUUUGCUACUAGCGGAACUAGCUGCCACAGCAGUUGAUUUCCCAAAGACAGGGAAAAUCGUGACGAUGCCCUUCCACCUGAAACCAAAACUCUACCCAGACUUCAUGGGGAAAGAAGAAUACCAGACUUACAAGUCGAAAAAAAUCUUGGGUCGGCUUUACAGACGGGUUAAAGAAGUUUACGAUGAAGAUGCAGAAGCUUCCUCAGAAGAAGGCUCAAACCCAAGUGACAUCCCUUAUGACACUGAUCUUGAGAUACCAGGGUUUGCAGAUUUCAUCCCUGAGGCAUGGGGUCACAAAUGUUCUUACGACGGGCAGCUCAUUGGUCUUCUCGGGCAAUACAAGGUGCAGAAAGAGGAAGAGAUUGUGACGGGUCACAUCUGGUCCAUGCCUAAGUACACUAGUAAGAAACAAGGUGAGCUGAAAGAAAGACUGAAGCAUUCUUAUAACUCCCUGAAGAAAGAGUUCAGAAAAGUAUUCGAGUUAACAAACCCGGACCAGGAAAAUCUCAACGAAGAGGAGAAGAACUUGCUGUAUGAGAAGAAGGCUUCGGCUUGGUAUCAUGUCACUUACCAUCCCAAGUGGGUGAAAGAGUCUAUGGAGCUGCAAGAGCCAGAUGCUGAGUCGCCUAGUCCUGCGGUGAUGCUGAGCUUUGCUUGGAUUGCUGCUGAUUAUCUUGCAAGAAUCAAAGUCCGGUCAGGGGAAAUGGGAAAGAGUAUCGACUCGGCCAAGCCUGUUGAUGCUUUGGCUAAGUAUCUUUCACAACGUCUCUAAAAGGUAACGUUCGACGAAGCCGUAAGGCCACUCUGCCAUGUAUCUGUGGAAAUUCAUGGAUACUUCAAUGUUGUAUUAUGUAUCUCUAGUUUGAAUGUGCUUUGUGUUGUUGUUCUGAAAACUGUGUGUGAUGGGGAAACAAACGGCUUGCCGUUUACGAUUUGAACAACUCAACUGCUUGGCGUUGUUUGUAUAUUUUAUUUACUACUGUUUAUAUGUGGGAAAACGGCUAAUUCCACCAUGAAGUAAGAAAUUUCUGACAAUCC